AUGGUUACUCCGGAAAUGUGUUGCGCUCAGUAUAGUAUGCUAGCUGCUGAACAGCGACUAAAGGUAGAAAUUGAACGUGUGCCAAUACCCGUAUAUGUUUUACAGGAUGCAGGUUAUGGAGAAAAAUAUUUUUUUACACCGGAAAAUGAAGAUGACUCAGAUGAUCAAGUUACAAUCGAAGAUGAGAUCAAAUGUGCGCCGUGGAAUACUACACGUGCUUUUAUCUCGGCCACGAGAGGUAAAUGCUUGCUGGAUCAAACGGGUAUCGCCGAUCCGACAGGCUGUGGCGAAGGCUUCUCAUACGUUCGUGUCAGUGCAAAACCGCAGAAAACUAAAGUAAGUUUUAUUUCUCUGUCCUAUAAUCCUUUUACUUUUAUUCAGCAAGCAGCUAAUAAUCCAAAAAUGGGCACUGGCGAUUCAUAUUUCCGUAAUGCAUUGAAACUUUCUCAGGAAGAAGUAACAAAUGUUCCUAAAAGGCUUGUUACUGGAACGAAUGCGGAUCUUCGAAAGCUGCCACUGAAGGAGGCGAAAGAAAUCUGUCGAGACUAUGGAGUUCGGGAGGAAGAGGUAUUUUUAUCUGUUUCUGUGAAGAAAGAGGUAUUUUCUGUGAAUAAAAUUCGGGAGGAAGAGAUCAAUUCACUAAGUCGGUGGGAGAUUAUCGAUGUUAUUCGGACUCUGUCGACCCAGGCAGCAAAAGCUCGCUCCGAUUUUUCCGGUAUUCUUACAUCUGCUACUUUUUUUAUCAUGUUUUUGCAUGUUUCUGACACUUUUUUCAGUGUGCUUCAAACGUAUAGAUAG
This is a messenger RNA of Gongylonema pulchrum, 798 nucleotides long. The record is from the annotation of a GenBank genome assembly. NCBI's taxonomy places the organism in Eukaryota, Metazoa, Nematoda, Chromadorea, Rhabditida, Gongylonematidae.